Messenger RNA from Drosophila erecta, 459 nucleotides. RefSeq lists its product as uncharacterized. Bases 141 to 257 code for a protein of 38 amino acids. The record is from RefSeq and is a predicted model, not a curated record. Lineage: Eukaryota; Metazoa; Arthropoda; Insecta; Diptera; Drosophilidae. The transcript has a single exon.
CUACGGGUAUUUUUAGUAAAUUAUCGACACACGCCGCUUUAAGCUGUCUUCAAUUAGCAAUAAGUUUGCAAAUUGAUUUCCCGCGCUUAAAUAAAGAUAUCCAGUGCAUUUUCUGUGGGUCCAGUGACCAGGGAGGCGGCAUGCUGUUGGGCGAAUACGACACAACCCGACGACUCCUUUUCAUCGUGGCCGUUCUGCUGAUAGUCCUGUAUGCGAAGACGUACUUGCUGCCUGGCGAGGAUUUGUACUACAACUAGGGGAUUACGGCGUCCCAACAGGAUCCGAUCCCAUUAAAAAGGUUGAUGCGAUGACGGACCGGAGGGUAUCAUACUUCUACAACGCGGACGUGGGCAACUUCCACUAUGGAGCCGGGCAUCCAAUGAAGCCGCAGCGCCUGGCGGUCACACACAGCCUGGUGAUGAACUACGGACUGCACAAGAAAAUGAAGAUUUACAGGCC